AUUUUGCUUUAUAUAAUUUUUGGACAAUACAUAGCAUUUUCCGUAUUUCGUGGAUUUUUUUUUUCUUCUGCGGAAUUAAUUUCCGUUAUGCUCGGAUUACGGCUGUGUGCUUUCGUAAAUCUUGAUUCCACUUUAAACCGAAUGCAAAUUAUAUCUAAGACCUUGCAUUGUUUAGGAAUAACCUAGGAUUCGUGGUGUUCUUCAUUCAUGAAUCUGGAAGGGAAACGAAGCUGUCUUUAUCUUCCCUGUUUUGUUGAUUGAACCCGAUUUUGGCCUUUUCUGUUCUGCACCUGAAGUUGUCAAGAAAAAGAAAACGUUCAUGCAGUUUUUACUUUUCUAUGGAAUAUAUUUGUGUCAGGAGUUUAUUCAGAAGUGUUUUUAAAGGUUGGAGUGGUAUUGAGAAGCUUGCGGGAUAUUGCUGAAUUGUAUGGCUGUGAGGCAUCCUUGCAGGGGAUUGAAACACAUCGUAGAUCAUUGGGAUUACAGUCAAUCAGUUCAAAAUGCUUUGGAGCUGCAAAGAUUGCUGCCAUACUUAUUGAUGAUGGACUUGAAUUGGAUAAAAUGCAUGAACUAGAAUGGCAUAGAAGUUGUGUUCCAGUUGUUCAUAGAGUAUUAAGGAUUGAGGUUUUGGCGCAGAAGAUUCUUAAUGAAGAGACACCAGAUGGAUCGGAAUGGACAUUGGAUACAUUCACUGAAAUCUUUGUGGCAAAGUUGAAGUCUCUCGCAGAUAGAGUUGUUUCCUUGAAGAGCAUAGCUGCUUACAGGAGUGGUCUGGAAAUUAAUCCAAAUGUUGACAAGAAGGAUGCUGAGAAUGGUCUUAUUGAGGUCUUAAGUGCUGGGAAACCUGUUCACAUCCAGAAUAAAAGCUUUAUUGACUAUGUCUUCAUAUGUGGUUUGGAAGUUGCUUUGUGCUUUAACUUGCCAAUUCAGAUUCACACAGGUUUUGGAGAUAAAGAUUUGGAUUUGAGGUUUUCAAAUCCUCUUCAUCUACGGGCCCUUCUAGAGGACAGUAGAUUUUUGAAGUGUCGUAUUAUUCUUCUGCAUGCAUCCUAUCCAUUUUCAAGGGAAGCAUCAUACCUAGCUUCUGUUUAUCCCCAGGUCUACCUUGAUUUCGGACUUGCGGUGCCAAAGCUUAGUGUCUAUGGGAUGAAAUCUUCUGUGAAAGAGCUUUUGGAACUGUCUUCAAUAAAGAAGGUGAUGUUCAGCACAGAUGGUUAUGCCUUUCCUGAAACUUUCUACCUAGGUGCAAAAAGAGCACGUGAAGUUGUUUUAUCUGUUUUAUGUGAUGCUUGUGAUGAUGGUGAUCUUACAAUUCCCGAAGCUUUGGAGGCUGCUGAAGACAUCUUUAAGCAAAAUGCAAUUCGGAUGUACAAUAUUAGUGGGACUAUCAAGACUGCUGAUAAUGAGAACGUUGUGUCCCAUGACUUUGCGACAAAAGAGACUAACACUGUAAAGGAGGAUACCGUAUUUAUUCGGAUUAUCUGGGUUGACACCUCUGGACAACACCGAUGUCGUGCGGUUCCGGCGAAGCGCUUCCAUGAUGUUGUCAAGAAUAAUGGUGUAGGUUUAACUUUUGCAUCCAUGGGCAUGACCUCUCAUUCUGAUGGGCCAGCUGAUGGAACAAAUCUAACUGGAGUGGGUGAAAUCAGACUGAUGCCGGAUCUGUCAACCAAGUGGAGACUUCCAUGGUCACAACAAGAUGAAAUGGUUUUGGCUGAUAUGCAUCUUAAACCUGGCAAAGUGUGGGACUAUUGUCCGAGAGAAGCAUUGCGAAGGGUAAUGAAAGUGUUGAAAGAUGAAUUUAACUUGGAAAUGAAUGCUGGCUUUGAAAAUGAGUUUUAUCUCUUGAAGAACAUUUCAAGUGAAGGGAAAGAAGAAUGGGUACCAUUUGAUUCAACCCCCUAUUGCUCCAUGUCAGGAUUUGAUGCUGCAUCCCCUAUAUUACAGGAAAUUUACUCUGCUCUCCAGUCCUUGAAUGUUCCAGUGGAACAGAUUCACGCAGAAGCAGGUAAAGGUCAGUAUGAAAUAGCACUGGGACACAGAGUUUGUACUCUUGCUGCUGACAACUUGGUUUUCACCCGUGAAGUUAUUAGGGCUAUUGCAAGAAAACAUGGGUUAUUGGCAACUUUUGUGCCAAAGUACUCAUUGGAGGAUUUUGGCUCUGGAUCCCAUGUACAUUUGAGUCUGUGGGAAAAUGGAAAGAAUGUAUUUAUGGCAGCUAGUGGAUCAUCUAGACAUGGAAUUUCCAAGAUUGGAGAGGAGUUCAUGGCUGGAGUUCUUAAUCAUCUUCCUUCAAUCCUAGCAUUUGCCGCUCCACUUCCAAAUAGUUAUGAUCGUAUUCAACCAAAUACAUGGACUGGGGCAUACCGUUGCUGGGGAAAGGAAAACAGAGAAGCUCCAUUGAGGACGGCAUGCCCACCUGGAAUAGUGGAGGGACUCGUAAGCAAUUUUGAGAUUAAAUCCUUUGAUGGGUGUGCAAACCCAUACUUGGGCUUGGCUUCAGUAGUUGCUGCUGGGAUUGAUGGCCUCCGGAGGCAUCUUAGCUUGCCUGAACCCAUUGAAACAAACCCUUCUAGCCUCCAUGGAGAAAUUGAAAGAUUGCCACAAAAACUUUCUGAAUCUGUUGAAGCUCUUGAAAAAGACGAGAUUUUAAGGGAUCUGAUCAAUGAAAAGCUUCUGACAGCUGUAAUUGGUGUUCGCAAGGCAGAGGUUAACUACUAUUCCAAGAACAAGGAUGCUUUCAAGCAACUUAUACACCGCUACUAGUGAGCUGACAAGGUUUCAAACAGGUGCUGAUCCCCGCAAAAAGCAGACCAUAAGGCUAGAGGUCAAAGGGGAUGCCCUGAAGUUGGCUCAUUGGCUAAAUCAUCAGUUUAUAGUCUGAUCAUGUCCUGAAGUUGGCUCAUUGGCUAAAUCAUCAGUUUAUAGACUGAUCAUGUCUUUUAUUUCUUUGAUUUUAGAUGUUCCCCAUGAUGGGGAUGUGGUGGAUUUCAUAGGAUUUCCUAUAUGCAUAAGUUUAUUUUAUUGGAUCAGGUCGGAACUAAUUGAAUAAAGGGGGAGGGUUCCCCGUGCCCUAGUAUGGGCUGGGAUCUUACCAUUGGUGGCACAGAGAAUGGUGUUAUCCACAUGGGAUCCACAUGUUCAAUUAGAAGGUGUAAGUUAUAUUGGUGCUUUGGAAACUUUUUUCCAUAAUAAAUAAAAUGAAAAAGAAUAAACUUUUCUCCUA
Molecule: messenger RNA, 3226 nt
Organism: Macadamia integrifolia
Lineage: Eukaryota; Viridiplantae; Streptophyta; Magnoliopsida; Proteales; Proteaceae
Product: protein fluG
Exons: 19
Coding region: 562-2766 (734 amino acids)
Molecular function (GO): glutamine synthetase activity; hydrolase activity
Source: RefSeq, a predicted model, not a curated record